GUAGGUGUCGUCGGCCGACACAUGCAGUGGCAAUGUGAGGAGACAUGGCUGCAUGCCGGCUAUUUGUCAAAUGAACUUGUGGUGGUUAACAUCUCCGAUCCUCUGCGAUUAGAGUUGGUGGGUUCUGUGCAAAGUGACAAAGACCUCCUGGGCCCAACUGGCUUGGCACUCGAGGGCGACUUGGCCUUUGUGGCACUCGAGCUAUCCACGUUGGCUGUCGUUAACAUUUCGGACCCCCAGAGACCCCAAAUCGUCGGCAUUUUGGACGAGUCCUCUGAGUAUCCGUAUUCAUACAGCGUUGCAUGUGAUGGUGAGUUGGUCUAUACUCUCUCAUAUGAUUCAGCUGCCCUGCUGGUUAUCAACGUGUCCACGCCGAGCCAGCCACGCAUCAUUGGGAAAGUCGUCGAUGAGCGCUUGAAAGGUGCUGGUGACUUGCUACUUCUGGGAGACAUUGCAUGGGUGGUAGGAGCUGACUCGAGUGGUUUAGCCGCAGUGAACAUCUCCUUGCCGACGCGGCCUGUAGUUAUAUCCGCCGUCCAGGACGCGACGUACUUGGAUGGCGCUUAUGGCAUUGCCGCUCAAGGCGACUUUGCCUAUGUUGCUGGCUACUACUCCCAUUCCUUAGCCGUUAUCAACAUAUCCGAUCCCCAGGCGCCCAUACUGCUGGGUGCCAUCAAAGAUAAGCAGCAUCUAUACGGAGCCUAUUCAGUCACAGUUGACGGGGACGAGGCAUACGUGCCUUGCUUAGAUGGCAAAUCUGUGGCAAUCAUCAACAUCUCUGUACCCGACAGUCCGGAACUGGCUUGUGUAGCAUCUGAAGUGAUAGGCGGGCGAUAUGCAGCGAGGGCCGGAGGGUACACCUAUGUGCCAAGCUAUGACUCUAAUUCGCUGCUGGCUUUUGGAGCUCCUUUCGGAAGAGAGGCCAAAGGACGCCAUGGCUUGUACUCGGAGCCCGAGGCCGUUGCCUUGGACUCCGACGACCUCGUGUCUGACUACCAAGAUCUUCUCCCCGGCACCGUGUACUCCUUGGUCGAGACAGCAGCGGAAGAGUUUCAGAGGGCUUGGGAGGACGGCGACCUGGAGUCACCUUCCAUCCUGGAGAAGCUACCCGCUUUGGCCGUGCAGCUCGUGCCCUUCUUUGCCAAGAAGGACUCGACCCUGCUCGUCUUCAUGCCCGGGUUGCUUGAGCUCAGCAAUUUGUCCAAGAUGUUCACGCCGGAGGCCUUGAAGUCAUUCCCGACCUUGCACAGGAAAACCUCUCCCUCCAACUACGAAGUCUUCGUCUUGCACUCUAUGGUUCCCCGCUCGGAGCAGGAACGAGUCUUCCAGCAACCAUCAGAUGGCAAGUGCCACAUCGUACUCGCUUCCAACAUCGCGGAGUCAUCGAUCACUUUGCUGACCCCGAAGACAGAUGAUCUCUCUGGAAAGUGCUUUCCGGAACAUCAGCACCCAUGGCGCAGUGCGCGCCUCUCACCAAUGCAGUCCGCCCCGCUGUUGAAAUUCGAGAACGAGCGUCCAAAGCUGUGCGAGGAAGGGCUCGCUGUGUUGGAGGCUCUUCCUGGACCUGUUUGUCCCAUUGCUUUUGUUGGUGACGGGCGCAGUGGAAAAUCCUUCCUGGCGUCCAAGCUAGUCGGUGCAGGAACCUUCCGGGAAGAUGACUCCGAGGAGGCUGUCACUGAAGGCAUUGAUAUUGCCACGAUGUCCUGUCAUCCCGGACAUCUUCUCAUUCUUGAUUGCGAGGGCGGUAACAAUGCCAUGUCCAAGAGCCAUUCCAUCGUGACGGUCGUUGGAGCGCUCUUUGCCACCGCGCUGAUCUUCGUCACCGACGGCAAGGCCUCGGAGGCGGCCGUGGAGGCGCUGGGCCGCAUGCUGGAGGAGCGGGCCCUCAUCAAGUGCGAUGGCACGGGCUCCUUGCAGGCGCAGACUCUGCUCUUCGUCGUGAAUCAAAACAGGCUAAGAUAUGGAGAAGAUGCGUUGGAAAAGAUCUUGGCGGCUGAUCAUGGAGCAGAACGGAAGGAGAUCCGCACCCUCAUCAGCAACGCGUACCCGGAACAUCGGCGACAGUUUUUCACCAUCCCUGUGGACAAUAAAAGUGAUUUUGAGGACAAGUGGGAAUCCUUCCACGGAGCAAUGCGGAAUGCUGCCGUCCCUCUGAAGAUGGGCAAGCUGUGGAUGACGGGAUCGCAGGUGGUUCACAUGCUACGGCGUGUGGAGGAAGAGCUGCGCACACGUGGCAAGGUAAGUUUACCCUCGUUGCACCGGCACGUCAUACUGGACGGCUGGCUGAAGCCCACGGUGGGCCAGGUGCUGCAAUCGCGGAUGGACAAGCUCCUCGAUAACUUUUCGCAGGAGGAGCUUGCCACACAAAAAGUCGGAAGUGUCGAUGGGAGUUGCACAGAGUGCCAAAAAUCGGCAGCUGGGUGGCUGGACCCAGACGUUGAAGAGUUCUUCUGCGAGGACUGCUGGCUCAAAUUCUCUCCGAAGGUGCUGAAGUGCUGCUUCUGCGGCAAUUUUCACCCCUGGAUUCUGGGCAGGGUGGAGAAGGUGACCAAGAUGUGGCACUGCAACGACUGCUUGAUGCAGCUAGGCAUUGAGAUUCCUCAUGCUGAAUUCGCGCCCAGGGUAACGGCUGUCAUCGACUUCGCGCUUCGCAGAGAGCCCGUUUACGACCACAAUCAAGGCUUGACCUGCCUGACAACCUCUUGGUGCUCCCAAGCAUCUGCUCGGCAACGGUCAGGUCGCGCCGGCCGAACGCAGCCGGGGAUUGCGAUUCGGCUCGUCACUCGAAGCUUCUUCGAGGAGAAGAUGCCAGAAUUCGACACGCCGGAGAUUUUGCGGACUUCAACUGCGAAGCUGUUCCUUAGGGCGAAGAAGCUUUCGCAGGUGUUACAGAAAGCAGCAGCAAAAUUUUCGCCGGACUGUCCUCUAGAUUUGCGUUCAGCUCGGUCGCUCAUAGGCUCAUUGCCGCAACCACCAAAGAUGAAGCUUCUGAAAGCUGCUGUCAAGGAAUUGGCACAGACGAGUGCACUUGCUGCUGCAGAUGAAGCCGCUGAAAUAACUUCCUUAGGGUACUUUAAGGAGCAGCUGGUUGCAGAGAUCGAAAUGCUCCGCGGCUCCGCCAGCAUCACUGCGGAGGAGGAGGCACCGAUGACCCACAAGGGCACAGAAGAGCCCGCCAAGGAGAAUCCUGCGGAAAUGCUUGUGGCGAAUGUCGCGAAUUAUGGGGAAUUCUCAGAAGAUCCAUUUUCGGAGGACUCCAUCAUCUUCUCAUGCCCUCCACCCGAUCUUUCCUUGGCCGACGCCGGCAAUGUGGAGCGAGAUCCAGAAGAGAAGCAUGAUGACGACCCUCCUUCCUUUCUUCCCAUCUCGACGGAUCAUGCGUCGCAAGGUUCAUGGAUGGGCGCGCGCCCAUACGACGAUGAGGCAUGCGAGCCUCUGGCAGAGCCUUCGGCAGAGCCUGUGGCCGACGCGUUCGUCGACGCAGUCCACGAGAAAGUCUUCGAGCUCACGCAGCCGACGCAGCCCGAGGAGAAGGUUCUGGCGGAGCUUCCAGGAACCGUCUCAGAGGCGGACUACUCGAGCACCGACGCUGUUGCAGCUGCUGCUGAGGAGCCAGGGACGAAGCAAGAGCAGAUCAGUCAACUUGAAGCUCCAGAGCCGAAGGAUUCGGAUCUGCACUGUCCAGCACAGGUGGUAGGAACGACGGGCAGCAUGGACGGAGUUUCAAGCGCAGUCCUGACCGAUGUGGCCACAGAAGCAAAGCCUGGUGUGGUGAAGGAGGAACAUAGCCAUAGCGACGGGGUCACUGCCGAGGGCAUGACUUGCAAUUCCAACGAUUCUCAGGCAGAAUCGAUGGUAGACUUCGAGGGAUACUCGAGAGCGGAGGCUGACAUCCGCCCGGAAGCGGCGGAAGCGGCGGCAGCGCCGGAAGCGGAUCUGGUGGAUUCCAUGGCCUCAGCGGAGCAGCCAGGUGACCUGCAGGCUGAUAGCCAGGAAGUAGCGGAGCUGCGUGAGCACAUCCUCGAGCUGCAGGCGGCCGUUUCCGUCAAAGCUUUGUUCAUGGAGGCGGUGGCAUCAAAAGAUCAAACACUUGCGGCACAGCAGCAGAUGCUGGAGGGCAAGAGCAAUGACUUGAAGGCGCGCCUGCCGCUGCCGGUGUAG
Symbiodinium necroappetens is the source of this 4161-nucleotide messenger RNA. The record is from the annotation of a GenBank genome assembly. NCBI's taxonomy places the organism in Eukaryota, Dinophyceae, Suessiales, Symbiodiniaceae.